AUGGAACCGCAGAUUUAUUCUUUCAACUCUUCAACUCCAUCCAACCUUCUUUUUUCGCAAAGUUAAAAAUGUCCGCGGACCAUUCUUUGCAUGACCCGCUCCAGGGCGUCGAAGAGGCUGCCGAGUACCGUGAGAAGUACAACCGUCAGCUCUCUGACAACGACGUCGUCGCCCUGCGCCAGCAGGCCCUGGCCGAAAUCGACAACGCCAAGUUUGGCAUGUUCCACGUCAAGGCAUGCAUGGUCGCUGGUAUCGGAUUCUUCACUGACAGUUACGACAUCUUCGCCAUCAACCUGUGCUCGCUGAUCAUGGGCUACGUGUACUACGCCGACGCUGUCGGUCCGGCCAAGAACACGACGCCUACCAACAUCGACAUGUGGAUCAAGGGUGCUACCCAGCUCGGUUGCAUUAUCGGACAGUUCACGUUUGGAUACCUGGCUGACCGUCUCGGCCGCAAGCGCAUCUACGGUGUCGAGCUCAUCAUCAUCAUUGUGUGCACCAUCGGUGCUUCCUUCUCCGGAAACACUAUGCGUGGUCUGUCUGUUUACUGGGUCCUGUUCAUCUGGCGCUUCGUCCUCGGUAUUGGUAUUGGUGGCGACUACCCCGUGUCGGCCAUCAUUACCUCCGAGUUCGCGACCACCAAGAACCGUGGUGCCAUGAUUGCUGCGGUCUUUGCCAUGCAAGGCUUUGGUAUUGUCGCUGCUGCCAUUGUGGCCCUUAUUGUGCUUGCAUGCUUCAAGGGCGCUGUCGAGGGUGACCAGCUCAAGCUCGACUAUGUCUGGCGUAUCAUCAUGGGUCUUGGCACGACCCCGCGCUACACCAUUGACAUCGAGCAGAACGUCAAGCGUGCUGCCAUCGACGUCCAGACCACAGUCAACGGCCGCCGCGACCUGGGUGAUGAGGCGUAUGCUGCCCAGGCCGCCCACAACGACAAGAAGGUCAAGAAGCCCAACUGGACCGAGUUCUACAACCACUUCAAGAAGUGGAAGCACUUCCGCGUGCUCAUGGGCACUGCCGUGACCUGGUUCGCCCUCGACGUCGCGUUCUAUGGCGUCAACCUGAACUCGUCCAUCAUCCUGCAGGCCAUCGGCUUUGUGUCGUCCGAGAGCCCCUACAAGGCGAUCCUGAAGAACACCGCCGGUAACAUCAUCCUCAACCUGCUCGGCACUCUGCCUGGCUACUGGGUCACUGUGUUCACCAUUGACCGCCUCGGCCGCAAGACCAUCCAGUACAUCGGCUUUGUGAUGCUGCUGAUCCUCUUCUGCAUUCUCGGGUUCGCAUACCACCAGAUCCUGGACAAGUCGGUCGCUGCCUUUGUGGUCCUCAUCACGCUGGCAAACUUCUUCCAGAACUUUGGCCCCAACACCACCACCUUCAUCAUCCCCUCGGAGGCCUUCCCGACCCGCUUCCGCUCGACCUGCCACGGCAUCUCGGCGGCGAGCGGCAAGAUCGGCGCUGUCAUUGCCCAGCUCGGCUUCUUCCACCUCAAGGACCGCGGAGGCAAGAACAAGUUUAUCCCGCAGCUGAUCCAGAUCUUCGCGCUGUUCAUGCUCGUCGGUCUGCUCUUCACCUGGUUUGUGCCCGAGACCAAGGGCAAGUCGCUGGAGCAGCUCAGCGAGGAGAGCGAGGAUUGAAUGGAUUCGCUCCCUGCGCGCUGUUAAUUUCCCUCUCGUUUUUUCGUUAAUUCUGUUCCCCCUACCGUUCCAUGAUAAACUCCCAACAUUGUACCCGCCCCGCCAGGUUUGAAUGUAUUCCCAACGCAGCGACCAAGAGCAGCUAGCAAGCACACAACUACUAUAUAUAGCGAACGACAUUUUCCUUG
Linderina pennispora is the source of this 1822-nucleotide messenger RNA. Its product is annotated as phosphate:H+ symporter. Bases 69 to 1634 code for a protein of 521 amino acids. Gene Ontology annotation, biological process: transmembrane transport. Gene Ontology annotation, molecular function: transmembrane transporter activity. NCBI's taxonomy places the organism in Eukaryota, Fungi, Kickxellomycota, Kickxellomycetes, Kickxellales, Kickxellaceae. The record is from RefSeq and is a predicted model, not a curated record. The transcript has 3 exons. Gene Ontology annotation, cellular component: membrane.